AGAAUUGCUAUCCAUAUUACGGGAUCCGAAGCACAUGCCUAUGUUGUUCUAUCGCUUUUUAACCCCCGGCCCAGUAACCGUUCACAAUCCUUAAGCAGCUGUACCGAACCAACAGCCCAAUGUCCAUCCUUUUCCGCCUUCUUACCCUUUUUGGCCUCAUCCUGCUCGUCCACGCUGGUUACUCCGCCCAUGAACAUUCAAUAUUAUAUGGCAGUGUUCACUCCGUUCCCCUCGAUAUCACCCUCGAAACCCUCGUGGCGAUCAUAUUUGUUACACUCGGCCUAGUGCUGGGGUCUGAGAGACUGCGACCGAUUAGCUGGAGUGUGUGGGCAGGCGAGAUUGAAAAGGAAGGCGGGGUGCGCAAUCCAUUCCGUGGUUUCGAAGACCGGAUAGGGUUUUGGGAUGUGAAGGGAAAACGAGAGGAGUUUUCGAAGUGGGUACGGGAAGAGGCUACCGUUAGCGCAAAGUCAUGAUUUUUGUUGAAAUUUAUAUUGUGUUUUGUUCAUAUUCAUAUCCAAACAUUAAAAAUUUUAGCGAAGCGAAUCAUGGCUUGCAUCACGCCGCACACGUUUUGAAUUUCUACCAAUCUCCCACAUAGCGUCACAUAUUACUAUGGACAUAAGGCCAUACAUACCAGAACAGUGAAUAUAAGAGCCGCCCACCUCACGAAUUUCAAUUUCCAGAUGCGGCAGCAGACGUCGGUACAAAAUGAGCAGACAACUUGACCGACCACAGGGACACCCAAAGCAAGGAUGUUGUGCCGAAGAAUAUCUUUUUUAUGAAUAGUUCCUC
This is a messenger RNA of Histoplasma capsulatum G186AR, 792 nucleotides long. RefSeq lists its product as uncharacterized. NCBI's taxonomy places the organism in Eukaryota, Fungi, Ascomycota, Eurotiomycetes, Onygenales, Ajellomycetaceae. Bases 120 to 473 code for a protein of 117 amino acids. The record is from RefSeq and is a predicted model, not a curated record. Gene Ontology annotation, cellular component: EMC complex. The transcript is spliced from 4 exons. Gene Ontology annotation, biological process: protein folding in endoplasmic reticulum.